AUGGCCGCCCUCCAGCUCCUGUCCGCUGCGCACGGGCUCGAAGCCCACUGCCAGGGGCGUGCACGCUACUUUUCCAUCAGUUCUUGCCGCUAUACCAAAUUUUACACAGAUCCAGUGGAAGCUGUGAAAGAUAUCCCUAGUGGUGCAACAUUGCUUGUUGGUGGUUUUGGGCUAUGUGGAAUUCCCGAGAAUCUUAUAGGAGCAUUACUAAAGACCGGGGUGAAGGAACUGACUGCAGUCAGCAACAAUGCAGGGAUUGACAACUUUGGCUUGGGCCUUUUACUCCGAUCUAAGCAGAUAAAACGCAUGAUUUCUUCAUAUGUGGGAGAAAAUGCAGAAUUUGAAUGACAGUUCUUAUCUGGUGAAUUAGAAGUAGAGCUGACACCUCAGGGCACGCUUGCAGAGAGGAUCCGCGCAGGUGGGGCUGGGGUCCCUGCAUUUUACACCAGCACAGGGUACGGGACCCUUGUACAAGAGGGAGGAUCGCCCAUCAAAUGCAACAAAGAUGGCAGCGUUGCCAUUGCCAGUAAGCCCAGAGAGGUGAGAGAGUUCAAUGGUCAAAAUUAUAUUUUGGAGGAAGCCAUUAUAGGGGAUUUUGCACUGGUGAAAGCCUGGAAAGCGGACCGGGCAGGAAAUGUGAUUUUCAGGAAAAGUGCAAGAAACUUCAACUUGCCAAUGUGCAAAGCUGCACAAACUACAGUGGUAGAGGUUGAAGAAAUUGUGGACAUUGGAUCAUUUGCUCCAGAAGAUAUCCACGUUCCUAAUUAUGUCCAUCGUCUUAUAAAAGGAGAAAAAUAUGAGAAAAGAAUUGAGCGCUUAUCACUCCGGAAGGAGGGAGAUAAAAAAGCCAAAUCUGGUAAAGCUGGAGAUGAUGUAAGGGAGCGGAUCAUCAGGCAGGCUGCUCUUGAGUUCGAGGAUGGCAUGUAUGCCAAUCUGGGCAUACAUACAUACAGCAACUUCAUCAGCCCAAAUAUGACUGUUCAUCUUCAAAGUGAAAAUGGAGUCUUGGGUUUGGGUCCAUACCCAUUACAGCACGAAGCUGAUGCAGAUCUAAUCAAUGCAGGCAAAGAAACAGUUACUGUUCUCCCAGGAGCCUCUUUUUUCUCCAGUGAUGAAUCAUUCGCAAUGAUUAGAGGGGGACAUGUUAAUCUCACAAUGCUAGGAGCAAUGCAAGUUUCCAAAUAUGGUGACCUGGCUAACUGGAUGGUACCUGGGAAGAUGGUGAAAGGAAUGGGUGGUGCUAUGGAUUUAGUGUCUAGUUCCAAGACCAAAGUGGUGGUCACCAUGGAGCAUUCAGCAAAGAGAAAUGCACAUAAAAUCAUGGAGAAAUGUACCCUGCCACUGACUGGAAAGCAGUGUGUCAACCGUAUUAUUACAGAAAAGGCUGUGUUUGAUGUGGACAAGAAGGGGCUGACUCUGAUAGAGCUCUGGGAAGGCCUCACUGUGGACGACAUAAAGAAGAGCACCGAGUGUGAUUUCGCAGUCUCACCAAAACUCAUGCCCAUGCAGCAGAUCACAGCUUGAAACAUGGAGUAGAUGUUUGUCUGAGGCUGCUGACUCCUUCCUUGUAAACACAUAGGAUUUAAUUGAAAGGAAGUCAGCAAUCACAAUUGUAUAUUAAACAAGCAAUUUUUGACUUAUUUUCUUCUAGUAUUUCAGCAUUUGUGCAGCCACAUAGACUUUGUUCUGUCAAGUAUACUAUGGCAUUCUCAUGAAAAAAACAGGGAAACAUUUCAUGAUGUCUUGUUUCAUUAGAGUUGAGAAGGCUGUCUUGAAAUUGGUGCUCACUUUGGAUGUUUCUUCAUCUUCUGUACUAUACAUGCUAAGUUAUGACUUAGUGCUCUUGAAUGAAAAUAAUGUGUAUAUGAAUUUGUGAUUAGGAGGAAUGCUUUUUUAAUGAUUGUAUAUCUUUCGCCUUUCUUUGACUUUGGUGGGGAAGCCUCUGCUUUGUGAUUAGAUAUUGCUCCCAUAGUUCUUAGAGCCAAAUACAUAUCCAGGAAGGUGUCUCUGGGAAGAGAAGUAACUGGCUUGUAGAAGAGAACAAAAGUUAUAGAAUCGACCAGUACUGAUAUUUCACCAAAAAGUUGCCUUCAUAGAGAGCCAACUAUCUACAAGUGAUUUGCAAAAAGUUGAGUUUAACUAUAGGAAGAGGGCUAGAAAUGUACUGGUCUGCCUAGAUAGUUUUCC
Molecule: messenger RNA, 2187 nt
Organism: Jaculus jaculus (lesser Egyptian jerboa)
Lineage: Eukaryota; Metazoa; Chordata; Mammalia; Rodentia; Dipodidae
Product: succinyl-CoA:3-ketoacid coenzyme A transferase 1, mitochondrial-like
Biological process (GO): ketone body catabolic process
Cellular component (GO): mitochondrion
Molecular function (GO): succinyl-CoA:3-oxo-acid CoA-transferase activity
Source: RefSeq, a predicted model, not a curated record